AUGGACCAUGAUAACGAUGCCCGUCAGGUACUCGGUCCAGCGCCAGCCGCAGCCGCUCGCGAUAAAGGCGCCGUCGAUGAUAGGGCCCAGGGUCGGCGCCGCAGCGAUGGUGAUGCUGUAGCACACCAUGGGAGUGCCCCGCUGGCGUGGGGUCCAGAUGUCAACGAUGGAGCCGCCCGUGAUGGAGAUGGGGCUAGGGAACUACAGCGAGAGCAGGCCGUUUCCGACCGUAAACCUCACACAGAGCGCCCAGAGCAUGGGUCCAAGGGCGAAGCCGAAAAUGAGCAGACUGGUGCCCGCGUUGGCUACCUCGGUAAUCAUUUCUUGACAGCUCUUGUCAGUCACAGCAAGAUGGACUCUACUUUGGGAAAUCUCUCCAUGCCAGGCUUGGCACAAUCGCACGUCCAAGUGCGGACCUGCAUCCACUGUCGCCAACGUAGAGUCAAAUGCGACCGUCAGUUCCCCCAAUGCUCUAAUUGUAUAAGGUCCGAAGUCAAUUGCAUCUAUCCUCCCGGUCGAGGCAGGGCACCCAAGAGGCCAAAACGUAGCCUUGCGCCUGAAUUAUCAGAACGUUUAUCCCGCCUUGAGAAAAUCAUGGGACAGUUCGGCGCAGCUGGUAAGUCAAAUGUUGAGGACCUGCGUGAUCUUCUUUUUGAGCCUGCUAGUGAAGAUGCUGGCUACGAGCCUUCCAUCUCUUCAUCCGCCACCACCACCGCCACUUCACCAUCAUCUCCUCAGCUGGGACUGAAUGCUGUCAUUUUUGGCUAUCGCGCCAUUGAUUCACCUCUGUACCAUUAUCAUCCCUCACUACAACAAGCUGUAAUGCUCUUUGCCGCAUUCCGUGAGAAUGUCGCGCCGCUGGUCCGCAUAUUUCACAUGCCGACCUUGACAAGAAUCUACUGGGAUGCCAUCGCUUCUCUGAGCACAGUCGACAAGCAUACCGAGACCCUGUUAUUCACUAUUCAUUAUUCAGCUGUCAUCAUUCUUAACCUGGGGCAAUGUCUGAAUAUUCUGGACGAGACUCGUGAAGCUGCCCUGGAAAGAUAUCGGUUUGCGGUGGAACAGGCUCUCGCUCAAGGCAACCUCCUCAGUACUCAGAGUAUGACCAUGCUGCAAGCUGCAGUGCUUUUCUUGUCUGCUCUACCAAAUGAAGACGACUCGCGUGCUGCAUGGGCACUCACAUCUCUGGUCUUCCAUAUCGCAAGGACCAUGGGUCUCCAUCGCGAUGGCACCAUAUUCGGGCUAAAGCCUUUUGAGACCGAGCUGCGCCGCCGUUUAUGGUGGCAGAUUUGCAUCAUCGAUAGCCGCUCGUCAGAAUAUCACUGUAAUGAGCCUAUUGCCCAAGGUUUUGUGACAGAUACCAAGCCCCCGUUGCACAUCAAUGAUAUUGACUUGUCACCUGAGAUGGUAGAGCCUCCAUCUGAAAGAUGGGACCAUGCGACUGACAUGACGCUCACGUUGGUCAGGUGUGAGGCUAUACAAACAGGUCUGAAGAUGGGUCGCAUGAGACACAAGCAGAACAAAGCAUCAGACGAUGGAGGUACUCCAAGGGUAGAUGAUGCCUCUGACUCUCCCAAGUCUCUGAUCCAGGAAUUGGAAACUCGGCUACGGGAUAAAUAUCUACCUAUCUGUGAUACUUCCGUACCAUUUCAACUUCUUUCUUCAGCAGUGGCACAGAUCAUCCUUGGACGAUUCUGGCUUAUUACCCAGUAUUCAGUAGUGUCACGAGAAAAGGAUGUCGAUGGCAGAAACAAGAGCAACCAAUUUCCUCCCACUCCCAACACCGCAGGCCAGCUGGAGAACAAAGUGCGCGAUGAGCUUUUCCAAACUUCAAUCAAGAUACUAGAAGUGUCAGGCAUGCUUCUCACGAGCAAAGAGAUCGUACAAUUCACAUGGUACUCAAAAACUCAUAUCCAAUGGGGUGCCAUGGCAUUUGUUCUCUCUGAGCUAUGCGCUCGACUUCAAUCAGCACAAUGUGAUCAGGCAUGGGACUGCGUAACGGCAGUAUACGAGGGAUGGAAGGUCGAUGAGAGCAGACAAGAUGAAACUCGCCUUGCCUUGUGGCGUCCUAUAAAAAGGCUCAUGGCUAAAGCUCGCUAUGUUAAAGAAAUGCAGCAGACUACUCCUGGGCGGUCGUCAAACGCUGGUCGUAGAGUUCAGAGAAGAGAUCCGGUUUUGUACUCUCCUUCACCGGGACUUUUCUCGCAGUAUCCAACACCAGCAUACUCUAACAAUUGGUAUGGACAGCUGCAGCAGACACCGCCUUCUACAUCAGCGUCAGAAGUAUCAUUGCCUGGCAUGGCAGCAGUGCCACUUGACAGCAGUCGUCAGUCAGAUGCCCUACAGAGAGUACUUGGCACGGAAACUCUAGGCCCUUUCAUGGAUAUGAUUCCGGAAUGGCCCUGGGUUGAUGUUGAACAUGGAGCUUCAUCUCUGGCGGGGCUUGAUCUUGGGCCACCAAGAUUUAAUUGA
This is a messenger RNA of Botrytis deweyae, 2472 nucleotides long. RefSeq lists its product as uncharacterized. The transcript has 5 exons. Bases 1 to 2472 code for a protein of 823 amino acids. The record is from RefSeq and is a predicted model, not a curated record. Gene Ontology annotation, molecular function: DNA binding; zinc ion binding; DNA-binding transcription factor activity, RNA polymerase II-specific. Gene Ontology annotation, biological process: regulation of DNA-templated transcription; DNA-templated transcription. Lineage: Eukaryota; Fungi; Ascomycota; Leotiomycetes; Helotiales; Sclerotiniaceae.